This is a messenger RNA of Hepatospora eriocheir, 417 nucleotides long. NCBI's taxonomy places the organism in Eukaryota, Fungi, Microsporidia, Hepatosporidae. The record is from the annotation of a GenBank genome assembly.
AUGUUCACCUUAUUGCCUGAUGUAGUAUUCACUUUAUUACUAAUAUUAACCUUAUUACUAAUAUUAACCUUAUUACUAAUAUUAACCUUAUUACUAAUAUUAACCUUAUUACCAUUAUUAACCUUAUUACCAUUAUUAACCUUAUUACCAUUAUUAACCUUAUUACUAUUAUUAACCUUAUUACUAUUAUUAACCUUAUUACUUGAUGCCAUAUUAGAAGCUGAUGAUGUAAUAUUGAUCUUUCCGCCUGAAGAAGCACUUAAUUCCUUAUUGAUUAAAUUAGAGUGUUCUUUAUUUGUAGAUGCCACCUGUGCUAUUGGAAUUGUUUUAGUUACAUUGUUUACUACUAUUCUACCUUUAGAUGUUUCAGCUUGUUUUGCUAUUCUCUCUUUCUUAAUUCCUUCUGCAAUUGAUUGA